AUUUUCUAUUGCAUAAAACGAUAUGUACGUCUUGGUUUUGAUGUAACAACUGGUGAAGAUAUAGAAAAAGCAAUACGAAACUUUAGAAUAUUCAAUUACUCUGAAUGGACUUUGCCAGUUGAGGGGCCACAUGCAGGAUUUAUAUGCUUAUGUCCAUUGCCUGGUUUUGGAAAACCUAAUUAUAUUUUAUCUACCCAAAUCUACAAACUACUUAAAUCAGAUAUUGAACAACCACAACCUGAAUAUUCUGAUCAUACU
Racocetra persica is the source of this 258-nucleotide messenger RNA. Lineage: Eukaryota; Fungi; Glomeromycota; Glomeromycetes; Diversisporales; Gigasporaceae. The record is from the annotation of a GenBank genome assembly.